CAAGCGUGCUUCGCUCGUUACGGAGAUCCUGCGGCGUUUCGUCCUCCUUCGUCGAUGCUAGUCUAUCCGUGUCCUCGCGAAAUCAAGUGGACCGAAGUCGGAAAAGGUCGUAAGCGACGAAAAUCGGGAAGGAUAAAGAAUCUUUAGUAAAUAUCUCAGGACGACUGGAGUCACUCAAAUGUUUAUACGGAUUUUCGAAAUUUUUCGAAAACCAUUCUCGACGAAACGGCAAUACCAACGCUAAUAUCAGCAGAGAAAAGAAAAACAACAGCAAUAACAUCAAGAGCGAACGUUUCUUUUUCCUUAAUUUUUAUAUAAAGGAAAAAGGCGAUGCGAUUGGAUUUAUCGUUCGAGAGCAUAUUAGAGAUCCUUGUCAGCUCAUCGAAAAUUUUUCAAAGGGACGCGCUACGACGGAUAAUAACGACAACGACGACGACGACGACGACGACGACGACGACGACGAGGACGAUGUGCUAUCGCGAGGGAUAAGAACUAAAGAGAGGCGCGAUAGAUCGUCGCGACGCCUUCUUUAGACGAGAGAUCUUGAGUCGGCCGAUGUCGUCAGAUAUUCUUGCUUGUUGGGCCGCGCCAAACUUUUAAAUGGUGCACUCCUCCAAAGGGUUUAGUCGUAGUGAAGCAUUAGGUACACAUAGAAAGUGUCCAAGAAAGUCGCGUAGACCUUAGAACGUAAGACUUUUGCUUAUUUUCGCGUAUCAUAAAUAAAGAGAGAAAUACAGAGAUAGAUAGAUAAAUAGAUAGAGAGAGAGAGAGAGAGAGAAAGGGGGAGGAAAGAGAGGGAGAGAAAAAGAAACAGACAGAAUCAAUCAGGAUCAGUCAAAAAACGAUAUGCGAAGAACGACAAGUGUCCUUGACUUGAAAGAGUAAGAUUAUUCCGAUUCUUUAAGAAAGAGAAAAUAGAAUAAGAAAAUUGAAAAAGAUCAAGAUCGAUACUCAGCAGAUUGACGGAGAGUCGGCGAAUCGUAAAGAGGUGGGAUCGCGAAGCUCGAUCGUGCGUGUGCCUUGCGUGUAUUUGAAGGGAGCGCGAAUGGCCGAGAAAACGAGCAGGGUGUACCCGAUUACGGCGGUCCAACGUGACGGUCAGAUCGAUCCCAAAGCACCGGCACCGGAUCGUUGGUAAUGGGGGGUUUAGGCGAGGAUGCCUUCUUCUCGUCGUCGUCAUCGUCAUCGUCGUCGUCGUCACCGUCGUUACACACUGUUGUCGCAUUAUCGUUGCGUCCGUGUUUUUGUCGUCGUCGCCGUCAUCAUCGCAGCCUCACCUUGCAGCUGUCUAACCCAAGGAAAGCACUCACCGCGGAUAGGCACCUUUUUGGAUCCUUUCUCCUUACGGUCUUCGUCCUUCUUUUUCGUAGCAGCGAGGAAAAGAAGACUGCUAAAACGGAGAGAAAGAGAAUCAGUAGCAUCGAUAGUAGCGAUAGUAGGGGAAGCGAGACAAUUCGUAGUCAUAGAAUCUUUGCCUCGGAGAGAAAAAAGAAGGAAGGAGAUAGGGUGCUCCUUGGAUCGGCCGUUCGAGAGGGAGAGGAAAAGAGAGGAAAGUGGAGGAGGUGGUGGGGGAGGAGGAGGUGACUCGCCGCCGAAAUGCACCAGGUGCCGUACGGAGUGGGACUCACCUCGAACGAAGGUCGAAUCGCCAAGUUCGGAGAGGAGAGCCAAUAUUGCCGGCAAUGGCACCAUCAACGACAACGGUAUCAACAAGAACACCAACAUCAGCAGCAGCAGCAACAACAAUCUCGUUGCCAGCCUCGUCAACGAGACAAAGGUGACAACGCCGACAUCUGCGAACGAUCGAGUCGAGUUUUCGAAUAUACCGAAAGAAGAGACGAAAGUACACGACGCCUACACGUGCGAUCGCCUAAACUGUUCUCCAGAUAUGGAGGCGGACUCCUGAUACCUUCCAAUUUGCUUCUUAUUGGACUGUUUCUCUGUUACCUGACUUUACCACCCGUCCAACCGAGACAGAAUCAUCAUCAGACUUGUCCCGGCUGUCCUCAUCAGCAGCAGCAACAUCAGCACCUUCAUGAAAUCCAUCGAGGUGGGAGCAAGCAUGGAACUGCGCCGAGUCCUGACGACCUCAGAUUGGAAGCCAUCAAACAUCAGAUAUUAACGAAAUUGGGCUUAAGAACACGGCCUGACGUGAACAGAACCUUGGCUGCUGUUCCGAGACAUCUCGCUUUGGAGACUCUAUACCGAGCUGAAGCUCAAGCAUCGCCGCAGUAUCCAGAGAGGACGCGUAACGAUCACGGGGCCGAAUAUUCAGGUGAAUUUCUUUAUGGUGGCGACGAAUACUCGUACAAGAAUCUUGAUCAGCAAAACGAGGAGACGACAACGGAUGGUAAUUCAAGGACCACCACGCCCUAUCAGGGAUACGGUGAUUACGAUACUAGACCGGGGCACGAACCUCAGGAGGAGAUGGAUGAUUUUUACGCAAGAACAUCGGAGAUUAUUACUUUUGCCGAACCCG
Molecule: messenger RNA, 2479 nt
Organism: Vespa mandarinia (Asian giant hornet)
Lineage: Eukaryota; Metazoa; Arthropoda; Insecta; Hymenoptera; Vespidae
Gene: Actbeta
Product: inhibin subunit beta
Cellular component (GO): extracellular region
Molecular function (GO): growth factor activity; cytokine activity
Source: RefSeq, a predicted model, not a curated record